Molecule: messenger RNA, 1353 nt
Organism: Fomitopsis serialis
Lineage: Eukaryota; Fungi; Basidiomycota; Agaricomycetes; Polyporales; Fomitopsidaceae
Exons: 5
Coding region: 199-1110 (303 amino acids)
Molecular function (GO): protein binding
Source: RefSeq, a predicted model, not a curated record
UUGCAAUUCUAACUUUUAUACCGUGAAGUCUAUCGGCAAGCCUUGACGUCGGCUCGUACCACUCCUCUUGGAAACACAACCGCACUCCGUUCGACACAGUUCGAUGAAACGUAGUACUUCCAGGUAAUACCGUGAGACGGAACGACACCUGCCAGUGAAGACAGCGGCCAUACGACACAUAAACGACUGCGGUUGGAGAUGGACAACAGCGGCCCAUCCAUUCUCGACCAGGCCGAGAAUCUGGGGUUCACCCGCGACGAGGACUUCUGGUACGACGACGGCAGUAUAAUUCUCAUUGCACAGGACGUCGGCUUCCGAGUAUACCGGGGCUUGCUGGUCAAGCUAUCCGAGAUAUUUCGCGACCUCUUCACCGUCCCUCAGCCGCCGCACGGACAGCUUGUCUGUGGAUGCCCAGUCGUCCAUCUGCCCGACACUGCGGCUUCUCUUAGAGAGUUCUUGGAGGCGCUGCUGCAUGGGAAAAGAUAUGUCCCAGAGGACGACGGGGAAUUGGACCACCUGUCCUAUCGGAUUCGCCUCAGUCACAAGUAUGGAAUCGAGUAUCUCCUGAAGGAGUCUAUACAACAGCUGCAGGCCCUCUUUCCGACGCGCUUCGACGACUGGGCCGACCUGAACCCGUCUGGACCGUAUUCCGCUCUGCGGGCUAUCACAGCCGUCAACUUGGCACGUCUCACCGACACGCCGUCCAUCCUUCCCUCCGCAAUCUAUGCCUGCUGUCAGCUUCUGGACCAGGUCCUGCUCGAAGGUGCAACGCACCUCGAUGGCACGAUCGAAACGCUCGGCCGGGGCGAUCUAAUCAAAUGCAUGAAGGCGAAAGUCAAAUUUACCUGUAUGCAGACACAUAUGGUCCAUCAACAAUUUCGUGUAGCCGUAGCGCAACUAUCGACUGAAAACAGGGGACCGGGUAUACUCGAGCCGUGGGGCGACUUAUUAUGUGCAGACAGCGCCACGGUUGGGAUCGCCGAUGCCAACGCUCUCAGACCAUGCGCUCGUUGCAUGUCUGAUGUCGGCCGUCGGAUCGAUAGUGAGCAUAGGGAAUGGUGGUGCAGCCUGCCGGAGGACGUGGGCAUCGAAGUCGAUGACUGGGAGUAACUCAUGCAUGUCCCACAUGCAAUGAGACGCACUGACGUGCAUUUGCGACGAGGGUCGAUCAAUUGCGGCCCCUCGUUCGUCAGAUUGAUACGCAUCAGUGCAAGACUGCGGUGUAUCGAGCAUACCGAAUAAACACUUUGCCCUAUGGCAUUACUCAUGCAAACAUAUAUUCACAUUUAUACUCGUCCUUCGAUGCACGUUAAUACUUAAACCGCAAGAAUCUGUAGGUGAUUACUACGCGUA